AUGACUUCCAAUUCCUGUAGCAGUGACAUUGUAAGUGGAUGUUAUAUUCACGAUGAUGUUGCCUUCUCUAUUCUAUCAAAACUCCCUAUUAAAUCUUUGAAACGAUUUGAAUGCGUAAGAAAAUCAUGGUCUCGCCUUACUGAAGACUCUAGUUUCAUGACUAUGUAUAGCAAAAAUCUUAUUAUAUCUCAACCUUAUGAGGGUGGUACAGCUUUACUCAUAUAUAUUAACUCUGAACCUGAAAGGUUCCAUUUUCUAUCAGGUGAAAGGUUUGAGAAUAGCGUCAGUUUCAUUUCUCCAGUUAAUUCUGCAGUUGAAAUCAAUGGCUUUGCGAGUGUUAAUGGUAUACUUUGUUUCCAUUACGGUCUUUUUGAAAAAAGUAUCUCACUGUGGAAUCCAAUUACCGAAGAAUCUAAGCUUAUUCCUUCUUCUAGGACACUUCUUCCACCUAUUGUUCAUAAAUUUAAGGCGGCGGAUAGCUUUCUCCAUCACACUAUGAUUCAUGGAUUUGGUUAUGACUCUAUUGCUGAUGACUAUAAGGUGAUUUGUCUUGAAACAUUUGAACCACUCUUUCGUAAUGAUGAGCUAAGCAAGAAACAUUCAUUCUUGUUGCAACAUAAAUCCCUGCAACCCUUUUGGCAGAUUUAUAGCCUAACAAGUAACUCGUGGAAGAAACUCCAUGUCAAUAUGCCUCGUGCUUCAAUUUCGGAUGGAAAUUUUCAAGUGUAUAUGGAUGGAGUUUGUCAUUGGUUGUCUAUGCCUCAUUGGUUUUGUUAUCCUCUUAAACUUUAUGUAGGAACAUGUAUGGUAUCAUUUGACUUGAACAAUGAGACAUUCUUAGUCACACCCGUACCCUCAUACGUUAUAUUGACGCGGACACAAUUGUUGGUGUUGAAUGACUCCAUUGCCUUGAUCUCCUUCCCUGACCACACACAAACUUUUCACAUAUCAAUUUUGGGUGAAGUUGGUGUGAAGGAAUCAUGGAUCAAACUUUUUACGGUUAAGAAACCUUGCGCUUGUGUUGGGAUUCCUAUGGGAGUCGGUAUGAAUGGUGAAAUAGUCUUUGCAAAUAAAGACAACGAACUACUUUUGUUUGAUUUAAAUACCAAGAAGAUCGUCGAGCUUGGUAUUAAAAGAAGAGGUGAAUGGUGUCUUGAUCAGAUUAAAGUUUACAAGAAAAGCCUUAUUCCAAUCAAAAGAAAUUUAUUAUUCUCCUAUAGAUAG
Messenger RNA from Medicago truncatula (barrel medic), 1224 nucleotides. Its product is annotated as F-box protein At2g40925. The transcript has a single exon. NCBI's taxonomy places the organism in Eukaryota, Viridiplantae, Streptophyta, Magnoliopsida, Fabales, Fabaceae. Gene Ontology annotation, molecular function: protein binding. The coding region runs from base 1 to 1224 and encodes 407 amino acids. The record is from RefSeq and is a predicted model, not a curated record.